Messenger RNA from Amoebophrya sp. A120, 1985 nucleotides. The record is from the annotation of a GenBank genome assembly. Lineage: Eukaryota; Dinophyceae; Syndiniales; Amoebophryaceae.
GGGCUCAACACCAGAUCUAGCGCAAAUUCGUCCACUACUCCUGAGCCGACCCAGAGGUCCGGCCUUCGCUUGGACGCUGAGGUCCGGACCAUGAAGGCGAUGUACCAGCCGACUGUAACAAAAGGGGGUGGCCCCUCCAAGCAGUAUUCCAUUCCGCUGCAAAAGCGCAUGGACGAAAUCGUUCCUAGCGCGGAAAAGCAAGCUGACAUUAGAGCGACGAUGAAGGCGGAUGAACUCGCGAAACUUGCAUCGAGGCAAGCAAUUCGUGAUAGAAUAUGGGCGACAUGCCUCGCCAAUGGUGACGUCACGAGUGACAUGUUUGGGGAAUUCCAAAGAAAAAAAAAGGAUCGCAAUUCGGUUCUUCAAGAAGAGGAAAUAGAGCCCGUGGGCGAAGCUGACGCCGCCGCACACAAAAGCUCUACUGAUCGCGAUAAAGCGGAGCGGCUUCCAAAGCAUGACAUGACAGCAGUAGAUGUUGGCGGGCUGGGUUUCUUCCUUAAUCUGACCGCAGAGGAGUUACAGAACGACUUUGGACUGGAGCCGACAAAAUCGUCUGAUUUUUUUCAACAGAUGGAUACGGUGCUCCGAGACGCGGAACCCGAAAGAGCUGCCGCUGUCUCCGAUUUUGCUGCCUCUGAAGACGCGGACGCCAAAAGCAGACCGAAGGCCAAGCAUAAAAAGAACGAGAUCGAUCUGGAACUUGAUCUAGAAGACUAUGACGAACACGAACACGACGCGCAAGGCAAGAAUAAUGAAACCGAACAAAAUUUUAACGCGGGCACUCAUCUUCCCGAUCACCGCGAUCCUUACAAGGCUGAACAGGAGCAGAUUAGGUACGACGCCAUUCACAAAGUUGGCGGGGUUCGCGAUGCGAUAAGGAGACUCAGACUCCGGCAAGUGCAAGGCAGAGCCGAGAAGGUCCAGAAAAAAAGCGCAGACGCAGCAGUUGCUGGUGCAAGUGAAGACUCACAUCUAAAACAAGAUGAGGACAUCCUGAUUCUCGAGGGCCACGUGCGACCUCUUGAUCAUGCAGACAGGUCAUCAAACGAUCUUGCCCCCACCAGAGCCGUACGCCCCAACGACCGUCGCGAACGCACGUCGAGAACAAGGAGCGAAAGCAAAGCCACAGCUGACGCCCCACACCUCACCGAAGCGAGUGUCACUAAUAUGGAGGGGUCGCAAGUCGAAAACGUUGAGCGUGGUGAUAUACCCGGCGCUGUCCUUAUGCCGAUUUCUGGGAAGGGCGGGACUGCCGCCGCACGACCGUCAGCAGCUCCAUCAUCAACAUCCUCACCUCCAUCUGCUCCGCCAGUCAUGAAAAAACUCUCUCACUUUCAGGAAGUCGAACUCUUCAAAGAGAUGGCGAAGAAAGGAGGCGUAGCUGCUGCUACAUCUACAAAAACAAAGUCCAGUCUUUCCUCUGGCUCGUUUCAAGACGUAGUUGAAGAAGACAAAAUCUAUGAGCAGAGUUCCGGCAAAAGAGUCCGAGCCCAAUUUGACGGAGCUCGAGUUUCGAAGUCAUCCAAGAAAAGACGACAAGACAAUGGUACUGAUGAUCGUCAAGAAAAUUCAGAUGGAAAAAGUCUCAAAUUCAAAUUCCACCAUCCGUUAUUGGAACGCGUAUGCGACGGACGAGCGAGAGAACAAUCCUUGAAGGAUAUCACGCUGGACCGAGUGCACGCCGGCAAGGAGGUCGAGCUGGAGAUGGUCGGUAUGUGGAGGUCACUAAAAAAGGAAGCAAAAGCCGCAGCUGCAUAUGAGGAUUACGUCUUCGCCUUGAGCGACCUCAAAAAUCCCCAGUAAUCAAAAAACUGAAGUACGAGUGUGAACAUGAACCUGAAAUCAAAGCGACAUGAUGUUUUGCUCGCUGACAGUAUGUAUGCGUGUCAUUGAACGUGCCGUAGUUUUCAAGUAGCACGAACAUCGAAAUGGCAUUGACAAAGUACGGUAUCAAUCUAUUCGAAUCCCCAAAAUUCUCAUGUGCG